Molecule: messenger RNA, 4239 nt
Organism: Melitaea cinxia (Glanville fritillary)
Lineage: Eukaryota; Metazoa; Arthropoda; Insecta; Lepidoptera; Nymphalidae
Exons: 3
Coding region: 1-4239 (1412 amino acids)
Source: RefSeq, a predicted model, not a curated record
AUGAAAGAUCAUCAAGAUUUGGGCGGUAGCCAAAGUGGUGUACCAGUGAGGUACAAAAUGACCUCGGAACUGUUUAUGACUCGUAUAUUCAACGAUGUGUGUUUGGUCCUUCGAAAAUCGGAUAAGAAGUGUGGUGCUUUCGCCAUACUCAAUAGUGUUUGGUCCUUCGAACGUCGGAUACAGAAAAAAGAAAAAAUCAGCGUCAUGGCAAAUUACACAAGAAGCCGCAAGAACAGAUCAGAAUCGGGAAUCGGUGAAUCGGAACGCGCCUUACAAGCAAAUUCUGCCACCUUUCAACAGAUCCACGAAGAAUCUCCGAGAUCACCAUCAACAGCCGUAGAAACAAUAUCACAAGGAAGAGCAAUAGAAAAAUCGCUAGUGCGAAUUUCUAUGGCACCCCCGGCGCCCCUCGCCCCGCUAGAAGGAGAUAGCGCACAACCGUCGACGUCACAGCGGACAGAGACGACUCAGUCUUGUAGGCCUCCAUCGCCUACAGGUACUGUGCGCUCUCGGCGCUCGACAAACAGCGCUAUAGCCCGCAUUAGAUUGGCCGAGUACGAGGCUGAAAAGCAACUAGCGGAGCUCGAAGAAAGGCGCCUGAACAUACAGAAAAAUCUAAUCAAAAGGCGAUUAGAAGCGAACAUCUCGGCGAUAGAAGCGGAUGAAGCGGCGACCAUAGACGAAAAUGAAAUAGUCUGCGAAUGGAUCGAUAGGAGUCAAGCUACCAACCAACCACAGGAGCCAGACGUACAACCUCCCCUCGCAACGGAAGUGCGGGGGGAGGAGCGGAUGCAACAAAGAGGGGAAGGGAUCGAACAGCUCGCAAACGUGUUAGAGAAAAUGAUCCAUUCCAGACCGCCGCCGCGACAGACGUCGGACCUCCUGCCAUUCAACGGUAGCAUCAUGGAGUGGCUUCCCUUCAAGGCGGCUAUGGAGGAUUCGACGCGACUGUAUAAGUUCAGCGCAACAGAGAAUCUUCUCCGACUAAGAAAUAGCCUCCGAGGGGAAGCAAGAGAGAUAGUGCUCUCUCAGCUAUACACGGCAACUCACCCGGAUCUUAUUAUGAAGACGCUGGAAAUGAAGUAUGGCCGGCCCGAAUACAUCGUAGAUAAGGCGAUGGAAGAUCUAAAGAGACUUCCGAGGGUCGGCAGCUCCAGCGGGGAAUUGAACGAGUUAGCCGUCAAGCUCCAGAACAUCGUCUACACAAUGAAGAGUGUAGACAAAAGAGGUUAUCUCCAGAAUCCGCUAUUAAUAAGGGACGUCAUGGAGAAGCUUAGCCCGCAUUUAAUAAGCAAAUGGGCGGAACACGCGGCGGUGAAUGAAGAGAGAAUCGCCUGUGACAACGAGAUAACGGUGCUCGCCGAGUUUUUGAUGGCGGAAGCAGACAAGCUGCUACGUUUCACGCACACCGGUAGACACGGCGCUUCAGGGUUUCUCAGAAGGGAGCGACCAACAACGAAGAGGACCGUGGUUAAAGAAAGGGUAUUUACUACUAGUGAAGCAACGCGUGAAGAGCAAUCAGUCAUGUGCUUCCGAUGCAAGUCGACGAGUCACUAUACCCCGUUGUGUCCGCAGCUAAAGAAACUUACUACGAAUGAAGUGUGGAAGUGGGCUAAGGAACAGCGGCUAUGCUUCAGAUGUAUGAAGCGGAAACAUAGCAGAGCCACAUGCCAGGCAAAACUCUGCGGAGUCGAUGGAUGCAAGAUGCCACACCACGCCAUUUUGCACAAAAAAACAGAAAUUGUUCCUAAAGAGGAAGAACCGUGUGCAGAACAGAGCACACCGGCGACAGUAAUGAAUGUCGCAACAAAGUCAAUGCCAGGAACCGUGUUACUGAAGACCUGCAAGGUAAAAUUAAGUGGUCUACGGGGGGAGGUCAUCACGGACGCGCUCCUCGACGAAGGGUCUACAGUAACGUUGAUCGACGAAGACCUGGCAUACGAGAUCGUCAAAGGGGGUCCGAAGAAGCCGCUCAAGCUUAAAGGUAUCAAUGAAGAUCGACGAGUGAGCAGCGCAACGGUGAAGUUCCACAUCCAAGGCGUACACGAGGAUGUGAAACACGAGAUUACAGCAAGAACGGUCAAAGGGUUGCAGCUGUGUCGGCAGCGAGUACCGGAUAAUUUGACUCGAUACAAACAUCUACGAGGCGUCGUGAGACACACCGUCAACGAAGAUGUCAAGCCUCGGAUGUUGAUCGGUGCUGACAACUGGCACCUGAUUGUGUCGAGACAACUGCGUACCGGUAAACACAACGAACCAGCCGCAUCGAGAACCAUGCUGGGAUGGGUGAUCCACGGUUCAGUGCCCGAAAGGAUUAUAAUGCAGAAAGAAGAAUCUGUGCUCCACGUGUUCACCCCAGCCAGCGAUUUGCAGCUGCAAAGGCUCGUCGAGAAACACUUCGACGUCGACUCACUGGGAAUAACGAACAAAACUCGAGUCAGUGAGAACGACAAGAGAGCGGAGCGGAUCCUAAAGGAGACGAUCAAACGAAAAGGCAAUCAGUUCGAGGUCGGUUUACCAUGGAAAACUGACAACCUGGUACUACCCGACAGCUACGAAUACGCGCUCAAGAGGCUUCGCACGCUCGAAAAGAAAAUGAGCAAGGAGCCCGCAUUCAAAAGCGAAUACGGGAAGCAAGUCGCGAAUCUCAUCGGUAAGGGCUACGCAGAGGAAUGCGACGGUAGCGAACAAGCAAGCAGCGUCAAGUGGUACCUACCACACUUCGCCGUCGUCAACAUAAACAAGCCAGAACGGGUACGGAUGGUGUUCGACGCAGCGGCCAGAGUGGACGGCGUGAGCUUGAACGACUGCCUUCUGGAGGGACCGGAUUUGCUAGCAUCGUUGACCGGUAUAUUAUUCGGGUUCCGCGAGAAGAAGAUCGCGGUCACGGCGGAUAUCGAGGAAAUGUUCCUACGAGUGAAGAUCCGCCCCGAAGAUCAACCGGCACAGAUGUUCCUGUGGCGAGACGGUCCCAAUGAAAAACCGCGCACAUUUAAAAUGACGUCAAUGAUAUUCGGAGCGUCGUGUUCACCGUUUCUCGCUCACAGCGUGAGAAACUACAACGCUUCCGAAUUUGAAGACGAGUACCCCGAGCCAGCGCGAGCCAUAAAGGAGAAACACUACAUGGAUGACUACUUAGACAGCUUCGACGAUGAAAACAAAGCGGUCGAAACGAUACGGGACGUCAUGCGAAUACAUGAAAGGGCUAACUUUAACCUGCGGGGAUGGAACUCGAACAGCACAAAGGUGCUCGAGAGUAUACCGGACGUUAAGCGAUCAAAGAACUCAGACGUCCGACUGACGGCGCACCAAAUGGAGAAGACUCUCGGGCUCAGAUGGAACCCGAGAGAGGACACUGUCGGCUUCAAUACGGACAUCAAAAGAGUCCCGGAAGCCGUCAAAACUCAACGUAGAGUGCCGACAAAGCGGGAGGCACUAAGCGCCGUCAUGUCUAUCUACGAUCCACUAGGACUCAUUAACCAGUACACCGUGGUAGGGAAGAUAAUCCUACAAAGGCUGUGGCUGAAGAAGGUGCAAUGGGACGAAGAGCUCCCAAGCGACGAAGCUGAAGAGUUUCAGCAGUGGGUAACCGGUCUAGAAGACAUCUCCGCCCUGGCUCUGCCGCGAUGCUACAGUAUGGAGAUAGCACCGGGGUCAGAAGUACAGCUGCACGUGUUCAACGACGCUAGUGAACAAGCCUUUGCGACGACAGCCUACUGGAGGAUCCGUCACGAGGACGGCGCCAUAGAAGUAGCGCAUGUCAUGGGAAAAGCAAAGGUGGCGCCGUUAAAGCUGUUAACGAUACCGCGGCUAGAACUGCAGGCGGCGGUUAUUGGAGCUCGGAUGGCCAGUGUGAUAGUUAAAGAACACACAUGGAAACCGAGCAAGGUUGUUUACUGGACCGACUCCAAAACGGUGCUUCAUUGGAUCCGAAACGAAGACAAGAAGUACACACCGUUCGUGGCACACAGGCUUGCUGAAAUCGCCGAGUUAUCACAUAGAGACGACUGGCGAUGGAUAUCAACAGACGACAACGUAGCAGACGACGCUACGCGCAUUGGAACCAGACGGAUAAGCAGAACGGACCGCUGGUUCAAUGGACCUUCGUUUUUGAGAACGCCUGAGGAAGAGUGGCCUACAAUGAUACCGGACGGCGAGCGAAGCGACGAAGUAGUGUACAGUACGUCAGAAGGGAGUAGGGGAAGCUCUUGGGGUAAAUACGGACCAGUGCUGGGUUAA